Anopheles moucheti is the source of this 8293-nucleotide messenger RNA. It is a transcript of the gene Glut4EF, whose product is annotated as zinc finger protein 395. The record is from RefSeq and is a predicted model, not a curated record. NCBI's taxonomy places the organism in Eukaryota, Metazoa, Arthropoda, Insecta, Diptera, Culicidae. Gene Ontology annotation, cellular component: nucleus. Gene Ontology annotation, biological process: regulation of transcription by RNA polymerase II. Gene Ontology annotation, molecular function: DNA-binding transcription factor activity; RNA polymerase II cis-regulatory region sequence-specific DNA binding. The coding region runs from base 7 to 2073 and encodes 688 amino acids. The transcript is spliced from 7 exons.
ACCCCUAUGAAAAAGUACUUUCUCAACAAAAUGUCCACCGGCAAGCGUCUGGCGAAGCGCUCGAUCGUGGGUACGCGCGUCUGUGCGCCCGGGACCGACGGUAUCUGGUACUCGGGCAAGAUCGAGUUCGUCAAGACGGCGACGGAUCAGCAGAAGGAGCAACCGGGCCGUACCGGGACGGGCGGCACCAACGGUGGCAGCAACUUCCUGCCCGGGUUGACGACGCCCGCCCGCUACACCGUGCUGUUCGACAGCAUGAAGGACGGUGCCCGGCUCGGGUUGGCCCGCGAGUUCCGCGAGACCGAGCUGAUCGGGCGCGGCUUUCGGACGAUCGCGGACGUGAAGCUGAAACCGGGCCAGAAGGUGUUCCUCACGUACAACGGGCGGGAGAACGCUGGCGAGGUGAUCGCACACGACGAUCUGAAGGAUGAGGUGAAGGUGCGCAUUGCCGGUGCGACGAACGGUGCUGCUCAAGAGGCUCCGAUCGAGCUGACCAAGCGCCUGGAAGAGAUUCGGCUGCUGGAGUCGCGCCGCUCCCAGCGACUGGCCGUCCAGGAGAAAGAUACGGACUUUGCCCGGCUGGCGGAUAUGGCCGGCGAUCGUCGACGACAAUCAAACAGCAUCGAUGUGCCAUUCUCACUGACGCAACAGAACGGAUCUCGCAAACGACGGCCCUCGUACUCGCAGGACGAUCGAGAGUACUACAGUAUUAACGACGACGAUCCGAUGGACGAAUGUAACGCCGCGCUGGUACUUAUGAGCCUGUCCUGCUCGCCGAACUCAUCCGCGCACGGUUACGAAACAAUUCUCGGCACCAGUUCGGGCAGCAGCACCACCAGCUGGAGUACCGGAUCGACUUCGCCGCCGCUGAGCGAGGAUGGACAUUCCACACCACCGACGCACCACUACCAGCACGAGCUGCAUCACCAUCAUCAUCACAAUGGCCGCCACCAGACGGCGUCGGGCGGCCCAGGUCGGGGGGCACGCACCACGUCCCUGUCAACGUCGGAUGAAGGCAUCGGCAUGGAGGACAUGCCAAGGAAGCGUCGGGUCAGUCAGCGAAUUUUCAAAUGCACCUGGAAAGGUUGUGGCGUCAUCUAUACUACAUGUCCCGAAAUCACACAACACAUUAGGAACGCACAUCUUGGCCCUCGUAAGCCGAACGAGUACAGCGACGAGGAGGAUUUCUUCUUCACCGAAACCGAGGAUGAGAGCGACGAGAGCGCGCCGAAUCCACCCUCGCCACCGACGCUGAGCCAUCGCGACAUGGCACGACCCCCGCACGAGGAUCCCGAAUAUCAGCGCCAGAUCGUUGGCAACUACCGGCAGGGGUUGCUCUCGCAAUCGCAGGCCCUCCAGCAGCAGGCCGCCCAACAGCAGCAGCAGCAGCAGCAACAGCAUCAAGCGCAACAGCAGAUCGCCUCGAUCAAGCCACCGCUACCGGCCGGCCUGACGGUGGCGGCACUGAGCGGCACCAACGGCACCACGUCCAGCAAUGGUGCCGGCUCAAACGGUAACAGCAGCAACAGCAACGGUAGCAGCAGUAGCAAUGGUGCGGUCAAUCCACACAGCAGCGUAUCACCGCUGAUCCAUCACAAUUACACCUGGUCCCAGGUGAGCCCGACGUCACCCCAGAAGCACGUACGACUAUCGCCCCGUCCGUCGGCAUCGUAUCCGUAUCCGUCGCCGAACUACCAGCAUCACUACCAGGCGCAGGCCGCCCAGCAGCAGCAGCAGCACCAUCAGCAGCAGCUCGGUCACAUCCAGCUGUCGCCGGGCGGUGCGAGCAGCGGUGCCAACAACGGGACGGCCGCCUACCACCAGCUGCUGGCCGGUGCGGCCGGUGCGUCCGGUGCGAUCGCGCUCGGCUCGUACAGUACCAGCCCGAGCUCGAGCGGUGGCGGCAGCAGCGUGGGCAGUGCGGGCAGCGGCCAGCACCGGUCGCCGGUGUCACCGAACCGGAGGACGCGCGGUGAGAACAAGAAAUGCCGCAAGGUGUACGGCAUGGACCACAAGGACCAGUGGUGCACCCAGUGCAAGUGGAAGAAGGCUUGCAGCCGGUUCGGCGACUGAUCCAAGCCGUCCGCCGGCCACCGCAAAGCAGCAGCAGCAGCAACACCACCGAACAGUAGCAGCAGCGCCAAGUUGCCACCGCCGGCCGUUGGGCCGGGUGGCGCACUGCCGGGAGUCGCCGCCCCGUCUACUUCGCCAUCGUCUUCACAGUCGCUGUGGAUAUCGUCGUCGUCGUCGUCGUCGUCGUCGUCAUCCUCCUCCUCCUCUUCCUCAUCGUCGUCCUGCUCGCCGUCGUCCGCGGUCGCGAUGGUCAAACAGGUGAUCCAGCUGCCGUCGCAACCGCUCCAACUGCAGCCGGCCGCACCAUCGUCGCUGCUCCUACACAACCAGCACAGCCAGCAGCAGCCGCAACCGCACCGUUUCAGUGUGCAGUACGCACAACCGCAGCAACCACGUCCACGCGCACCGGGCAUGGCGGUGGUUUGAUGUGACGGCGGUCACACCUAGCCGUGGAGCCGCCUAACGCCGAACUCCACCCGGAAUUGCACUUAACCGUUGGACGCUGAUGGAACGUACCGAACUUCCCGCCAACUUUCAAGUCUGCCGACAAACUCACCAGGCGCCACCGCUCAUCGGCGAUAUCGGAAGCAUCGCAAAACCGUAAGUAACCGAUAGACCGAAGCAAAAACAUCCCCGUAGUGUAAUAUGUAAGACUAAAAAUUGUGACCCGAAGGCAAAUAAGGACGAACGGUUCAGUUACAAGGCAGUGGCGCAUCCAUAAGGAGAAAAAAAAAACAAAAUGGAGAGUUGAGGAAAAAAAGAACAACACACAAUUACUAGAAGAUCUUAACAAACAAAACGAAAUACGAAAACCACAAGACAUCAAAGGCUGAUUUAGUUUUAACAUGCGGAUUAAACCAGAGUAAAAAAAAUCCAGACAUACAAUCUUAAGCCGAACCGAACUGGGUGAUAACGAACUGGCAGAAAUACGAUCGUGACGGUACUGAAGUUAUUGACAAAACAAAAGAAAGGUGGAAAAAAAUGAAACAGAUCGAUAUUAUCAGCGAAUGAACGUCACUCGCAUGGAGGUGCUUUUGGUGCAUGGGCAGCAACCAUCCAGUGAACCAUCCCUUCAGCGGCUGAACUGAAACAAUCUUUACGACAACACGAUAUCUAUAAUACCGUCCGUUACAAAACCAAUCCCCUGACCCAAUCUGACGAUCCAGAGGCGAUCACCAGAGCGAUCCGGGGAAGCGUCAAUGAAAGGAUCGGUUUGCCGGUUGGAUGAUCGCCGGUAGAGCGAUCUGCGCCACAAAUGACCGGGCGCCUCCAUCGACGGUUCAUUCCAAAUGCCAGAUUCGGUUCGAAUGAUCUCGACCCGACGUACACACGUUAAACCGAAGCCGGGGGUUUUUGCUUAAGGGGGUUUGAAUUAAACGGGGUUAAUACAUAUUACCGCACCCAAAAAAGAUCUGUAGACGAGCGUUCCAAGGAAAAACAAAAGUCGUGCAAAACAAAACAAAAAAAACAGAGGAGCAAACGAGAAAAUUUAAAACCACUGCCAAUAAGUUAAAUAAAAUGUCGACGAGCGAGAGAGAGAAAAAGAAAAAGAAAUGUCAAAAUGAUAAAAGAAGACAAAAAACAUACACACAUACACACAAAUUCCGUCACCGUUCCGUUGCAAAUGCGAAACGCGCAGGAUGUGAGAGUGAACUGGAGCUGCUGGAUGUGAGUUGCAUAUGGUGCGAUCAAGAAGAAACAAAAGUGAAAAAGAGAAGGCCGCCAAAGCGUGCCAGAAAGGGGUCGAAAAAGAAAGGCAUUGGAAGACGCAUACAUAUAUGUUACGGUGGUGCGAGGCGGGAAGAUGUGUGCGUGAACGGAUGAACAGCUGACGAAAACACAGGUAGCAUGAAUAGGUAAGGCUUAAGUAAGCGAUACACGAUAAACAAAAACAAAACAAAAAACCCGCAACUAAACACAAGUAAACCGUAUAAACGUAAUUCGUAAACCGUAAGUUCUACUGCAAGCGAAACAAGCAAAAAAAAACAAAACAAAAAAAUAAGCAAAUUCUGUCUAUGUGUAAUAGGAGGUAUAAGUACGAGUGACGAUGCGACUGUAAGCGAAGCAUCCAAAGCGCACGGGGCAGAAAAGCAUUAAGAGGAGGCGUAAAUGUGUGCACGAUUACCGGAAACCGGGAGAUCAGAUACCAGGUCGCGUUGGUGUUGGAGACGAUCACUAGCAGGGGCACCGAUACACUGACAGCAAGCUAAAACUCCUAUUUACCAUUAUACGCAAGCACUAAAAACUACUAAAAACACUCACACACUUACACCACGAUACAUGCGUACGUACCGUACAGGUUAUAGGCGCGCCAGGAAGAGUGAGUGACUGAGUGACCGAUGGACUUUUCAUUAUCCUUCCACCGCAUCCUCACGCGUUUCCCCGUUUCGAGUCGUUGCGAGGGCGAAGUGCGUGAUACUCCUUCGCCGCAUUCGCUGGUGAUAUAUAAGACAGGCCUGUCCGGUUGUCUUUCGAUUUAUUAAAAUUUUAAUGCGCGGCAAACGGUGAUGAACCUCAACACGUGGUUCGUGGUUGCUAUUUAUUUUCUUUAUUUUGCGGGAUCGUUGCAAUUCAUCGUUACCUGUCGAACGAAACACAACAUGUGGAUUACGGGGAACUGAAAGUGUGGAAUUUUUUAAACCAGCACGCCCCUGAUUAUGUGCCGGUAGGUUUUUAAAACGUACCGGCAAGUAAUGUGAUAAACCCUGGGGUCCGUUCCGCACUCGGGGUGGGAAAUGAGGGAAGGAAAACGGUGUUUCUUGUUCAUUGCUUAUCGUUCGCCAUUAUUUAUUAGGCAAUCGAUCGAUACCUACUCGAUCGUGCGUGUCCUUAACCUUCUGUUCUGUUAGGUGCGGACUGUUUGUUGUGUCUUCUCUAUUCUCUCGGGGGAGAUGGGAAUCGGUGCGAUAAAGAAAAAAACAACUGUUUUUCACCCAACGACCCGCUUUGGGGUGAGGGUAAAGUUUCGCAAGUGUUGUUUCGCUUCAAUGCAAUGGUUUUGUGUUGUGUUAAGGAUCACGCCACGAUUUUUUGUUGUACUAUUGUACACACCACCCAGUUGCUUCGUGAAAUGUGUGAUGGAAUUUCAAAACAAAAAAAAAACAAAAAACAAAACAAAAGCAAGGCAUUAUGGUGGACAGACGGGAUGCAACAUUACAGUGGCACAGGGUAAAAGAUACGCAAUUUUGCAACUGAUGAUCUCUAUAAAACUGUUCAUUUUUUGUUUGUUUGUUCGUGCGCUCCAUACAUUUAAUUGUAUAUUUAUAAAUAAAUAUUUUUAUUCGUAUCACUGUUUCCGUGUUGUCGCGUGUUGCAUCUGUCCGUUUUGUCCGGUCGAUCCUGUUGCAUACCCACUUUGCCACAAUCGAACCGUUGUGUGGGUGUUUUAUUUAUUUUUUUGUGACUGUUUAUUGUUGAACAAGCUGGCAAUUAAAUUUUCCGUACCUCCAUGCUUCGCAAAACAUUCGUCUCCAUGGAGCUACAGUGGGUUGUUCAAGUGCAAAAGAGUGAAAAAGAGAAAGAGAGAGAGAUAACACCUAAACACCAAUGAACCGACAGCGUGUGUCACCCGAAAACCAAGCCGGGCUCAUUCGGGGUAAGUUGGGUGUACUGCGAACGCAUAUAUACGCAUAUACGCAUUACAUUACUACUCUAUCGUCCAACAAGCCAAUCUAUCGCAAGCAAAGAAAAGCAAUUCGUGCGCGUAAGCAGGGACUGAACAGUGGAAUAAAAUUAAGUCAAACUAAGCAAAUAAAUGUGGACGCCCCGGAGGGGGUAGAGUGCAAACUCCCGGCAAUAAACACUCCCCCUUUCGUUUUGCUUGAAAAGGGGGGGAAAGAGGGGCGAAAGAUCUAAUCCACUAACCAACCACUUACUUGUCAUCGCACUCCUCGACUACUCUUGUUAAUGACAAUCGUGAGCAAAUUGAUAAGCAAAUGCAUUCGAUCGAGGAGGGACAGGGGGAGAGAGGAAAUUGUGGGCAAACACCCGAAAGGUGGAAUUUUCGGCAGUUAGUUAUCGUUUUGACUAUGUGACUGUGUGUUUGGUUGAUCAUCGGCCCCAACGCCGCAAGGUUUCGAUCAAAACGAUCGCCGAGUCGCGGUGUUGUGCCGAUGCUUCACGAAUUCCUUGCUGUGCCGCUUAAGCUCGCCACUAUUUUAGAGCACAAAUUCCACCGGGAAAGUAAACGAACUAUAAUUCUGAACGGGGGUAUGCACCACGGAAAGGGACGGGUGAAUGGUGCGCAAGACGUGGAGGGGAAACUAUUGGCGAGGUACGGGGCAAACGAGAACAAAAAAGGUACGCGGUAUGUAAUGGAAUGAUUGUAUUGAAAAGACUAAAAUUUUUGCCUAUUUACAUGUACAAAACAAAACAUCAAUGGUUAAGUAAUAGUAAACGGUAAGCCCGUCGCGUGGCAGACAAACGAAGCGAGGAUGAAGAUUCGCAGCAUAUUAGCAUAAACUUAACCAACAAAACAAAAACAAACAUACAACCAAAACAUUACUACUUCUACUUUCAAAUCACCUACCGCUUUUUUGUACGAUAUGAUAACGAAUGCUAAUAGUUGCGGUGCAUGGGCAGGUUCGCUGAUCUUACGCGAUCAGCGUUCCCCGAGAGCAUGAUAAUAUUCGCCCUUAAAUCCAUAUAUGGGCUAAACCAGCGGUUGCAUGUAUUUGAUGUCCACAUACUAAGGCGAGAAAGGAUCAAUUGAUGCGUGUAAAACGUGUUUGUUCGGUGUGUAGUAGUGUCCGACCGUUUUAGGUGUAAUUUUCCCUUUCCCGUUUUUUCGUGGUUGUUAGACAUUCGAGACGGUUCGUGCUGGUGUACAAGAGAGCAAGACCCAUACCCUUAACCCUUAAUAGCGUGGAUAGCUUAUACGGGACGUUUUUAACACAAUCCCUGAACGAAUAAAGGCAUCGGCGACGAACCCCUGUUUGUGAGGGUGUGCAGCAUAAUAAACUAUUAUCUAAAUUAUCUCACCAGCACCUCCCAUCUUAACGACAUACACGCACCCCCUCCGCCCACGGAUUAUCGCAUUAAACCAUUUUUAACACACACACACGCGUGCAAAGCAGAAGGAUAAUUGUGAGAUAAAAUUAACACAAAAACACACACUCCCAUGAACAAUGAACGAUACAUGAGCAGAUGGAGACGAUCUGUCGUGUACGGUGUGCAGCGGUUGAAUAGCAAAAAAAAGGGAACUCGUUCGAUAUUGAUCACACACCAAUACUGGUAAAACAAAUAGAGCAGGACGGCUUACUAGGCAGGCAAAGAAACGUAAUACCGGCAUAUCCAAAGCGAUGGUGGAAAAGAAGAAGGCAAAAGAAAGAGGCAGGACAAAGAAGAUGAAAGUGGAACGAAAAAAAAGUGUAACAUAAAACAAAACAAAAUCAAACACACACCCACACUACCACACACAGCAAAAGGAGAAGAAAAUAUGGCGCAUUAUUACUGGGGUUACCGUACUUUUAUUGUUUUAAAACUCUAUUUUCUUGUUGUUUUAUUAAGGCUUUUGCAGAGCAAAACGGUAGGCAAUCGUGCAUUAUAAGAUACAGAGCAAACAAACAAACAAAACUAACAAAAUACAGCAACAACAAAAAAAAACAAACACACACACAAACACACACAAUGCAGCAAAAACGGUAAGCAUCAAUGUGACAAUUGUUGUACAGCAGGAGCAGCAGUAGUAGCAGUAAGUGCGAUAAAACAUGUAAGAGAUAAGGUAUCGGAACGAAUCCCUAAGAAGUAAUGAAAAAAAUCAUAAAAAUAAAAGAUAGCAAGAUAGAGAGGAUAAGAGAAAAGGAGGAGAAAGAGAAAAAUUAAAUAAGCAACAAAACAGUUAAAAAGAUAAGAACAUAUAAGCAAACAAAACAAAAAAAAACAAACGAGUAGAAAAGAGAAGAAAAGGAAGGCAAGAAAAGAGAAGAGAGAAAUGUAGAGACAACAGAUGAUUCACCCACCUUUUUUGCGGAUAAGUUAUUUGCGUUACGUUAGUGAUCUGGUUAGGCGUUAGUUUUACUUACAAAACAAAACAAAACAAAAAAAAACAUAACAACGCCGAAACAAUGGCAAACAAAGCCAACACGCGCACGCGAUUUGUUUGUUUCGUUUGUUUUUAGCUUGUUUAAGGAUAAUUUAAUGUUAUGCGGGCAGCAGGAAAAGCAGGAAUAGAAAACCGAGAGAAAAAAGAACAUUACUAAACUUACUAACAUACACACAA